AUGACCCGGUUCGGUUGCAAACACAAAAAAACUUAUGAUGUCUAUUUCUCUCUUAUUUUUCUGUAUUUCUCUUUAUUUCUCUCAAUCCAUCCAUUUUGUCCUCAGUUAUCUAGAAAAUUGUUUUAUUUCGAAAUCCAUAAAAAUCUAGAACUUUUUUUUCUAAUUUUGAAAAGUUGUUUCUAG
This is a messenger RNA of Caenorhabditis briggsae, 183 nucleotides long. NCBI's taxonomy places the organism in Eukaryota, Metazoa, Nematoda, Chromadorea, Rhabditida, Rhabditidae. Bases 1 to 183 code for a protein of 60 amino acids. The record is from RefSeq and is a predicted model, not a curated record. The transcript has a single exon.